ACCUCUGGAAGUCAGACAGCAUCCCCCCCCCGGGGGGGGGGGCACUCCAGGACCCACUUGCGUCUCAGAGUGCGGAGGAUGCUCCUUGCUGUGCACCUGCUCCUCCUCCUGGCCGGCCCACUGACCCUGGCUGGGGGGCAGCUGCAGCCCGAGCCUGGGGGUGAAGCGCACACCAACGGCUCCAGGCAGCAGCUUCCAGGUACGGAGGAGGGCUCCCCCAGCCUCAAAUUUGGCCCUGGCAACACCGACUUUGCCUUCCGCUUCUACCACCUGGUGGCCUCCGAACGGCCUGGGGCGAACAUCUUCUCCCCACUGAGUGUCUCGGCUGCCUUGGCCAUGCUCUCCCUGGGGGCCCACUCCAAUACUGGGACCCAGAUCCUCCAGGGCCUGGGCUUCAACCUCACGGAGCUGCCCAAGGUCACCAUCCACCAGGGCUUCCGGCACCUCCUGCACACACUCAGCCUCUGGGGCCACGGGCUGGAGACGCACGUGGCCAGCUCCCUGUUUCUGAGCCAAGACUUGGAGCCCCUCCCGAGGUUCCUGAACGACACCAUGGCCUUCUACACGUCCAGGCUCUUCUGCACCAACUUCCGAGAGCCCAAGGAUGCAGCCCAGCUCAUCAACGACCACGUCAGGGCAGAGACCCGGGGCAAGAUCACAGAUCUGGUCAGGGAACUCGAACCCAGCACCCAGCUCGUGCUGGCGAACUCUAUCUACUUCAAGGCGCUGUGGGAGGAGCCGUUUGUCCUCGCCCGGACCAAGCCCCACAGUUUCUAUGUGGACGAGAGCACGGUGGUCCGGGUGUCCAUGAUGCUGCAGGACCAGCAGUACCACUGGCACCUCCAGGACCGGCACCUGGCCUGCUCCGUGCUGCACAUGGACUACAAGGGAGGCGCCUCGGCCCUCUUUGUCCUUCCCGACUGAGGCAAAAUGGAGCAGGUGGAGGAGGCGCUGACGCCCGGGAUGCUCCGGCGAUGGACCAGCUUGCUGAGCGCCAGUAUCGCUUGCAGGAACUUUUACAAGCCACUGGAGCUGCAUCUCCCCAAGUUCUCCAUUUCCGGCUCCUACCUGCUUGAUCAGAUCUUGCCCAAGCUCGACUUCACAGAUCUGUUCUCCCCAUGGGCUGACUUUUCCGGCAUCAGCAAAUGUGAGAAACUGCAGGUGUCCAAAGGCUGGGGUAAUUUCCACAAGGCCACCCUGGACAUUGAUGAGGCCGGCACGGAGGCAGCGGCAGCCACAGGCACCUCCAUUGUCUUGCUGUCCGCCCGGAAGAGUCACUGAGCCCUGUGGUUCAACCGGCCCUUCCUGGUGGUGAUCUCCUCCCCCAGCACCCAGAGCGGGCUCUUUCUGGGCAAGGUCGUCAACCCCACAAAGCUGUAG
Messenger RNA from Lepus europaeus (European hare), 1380 nucleotides. It is a transcript of the gene SERPINA4, whose product is annotated as serpin family A member 4. Gene Ontology annotation, molecular function: serine-type endopeptidase inhibitor activity. The transcript is spliced from 5 exons. Lineage: Eukaryota; Metazoa; Chordata; Mammalia; Lagomorpha; Leporidae. Gene Ontology annotation, biological process: negative regulation of endopeptidase activity. The record is from RefSeq and is a predicted model, not a curated record.